AUGAGUGCUUUGCGACCUGGAAGAGUGAAGGCGCUCGUACUGGCGACGCUCGCUUUGAUUCUAGUAUGCACCGUCCACUUUUACCGGUCUCCGAUCACCGCGUCCUCCACCGUCCCCCUAGUCCCAAACACAGCAUUCGAGGUUCCACUCGCCGAACGCCAGAAAGACUUCUGGAAAGUCCUUCGACCCAUAAUUGAACGCCACAAACCGAGUUGUCCUUCCCCGGAAAAGCGAGGCGACGCCGAAGCUCAGCACUUUGAUCCCACAAAAGACCUGCCCCGACCCGAUCUGACCGGCCUGGGCGAGGGAGAUGUGCACAAGAUGGAAGAAGCCCAUGCGGCUUUCAUCGAGGAUGUUAAGAACUCGGGCAAGGAGUUGAAGCCGAUUCAUACCCCAGGCAAGCGAGGACUGGUAUCAACAGCUGGUUCUACGUACCUGCCCGUUUUUGUCUCAUCACUACGCAUGCUCCGCCGCGCGGGGUCAAAGCUGCCGGUUGAACUCUACAUGAAGGAUGCCACCGAGCACGAGAAACAUCUUUGCAAUGAGGUGCUUCCCAAACUCGAUGCGCGGUGCUUGGUGCUGGCGGAUGUUGUGGGUAAAGAUAUCAUUGAACACUAUCAGCUCAAGAUCUUCGCUGUUCUUUUUUCGUCCUUCGAAGAGAUUGUCUGGAUGGAUGCGGACUGCUUCCCUCUCGGUAAACCCGAGGAACUGCUAGACUCGGAGCCAUUUAAGACCCACGGUCUUGUCACAUGGCCAGACUUCUGGGCUUCCUCCGCAUCACCGUUAUACUACAGGAUUUCACGCCAACAGGCACCAUCCAUGACUGCCAGACAAUCGUCAGAAACCGGAGCCUUCUUGGUCUCUAAGAAGACCCACUCCCUAGCUCUCUUGCUGGCGGCAUAUUAUAACUUUUACGGCCCCUCGCAUUAUUUCCGCUUGUUAAGUCAAGGUGGACCUGGCGAGGGAGACAAGGAGACCUUCAUUCAAGCUGCCUCAGCUGUAGGCGCCCCUUUUUACACUGUCAGUGAGAGGGUGCAAGCCAUCGGACACGCGAAUGCGGAUGGGCUGUCUGGAUCAGCUAUGGCACAAUCAGAUCCACGCGAGGACUUUGCCUUGAUCCAACAGGAUAAGUGGCGUGUAAAAGACGAGAUUUUCGGCUUGGGAUGGGAAACAACACCUACCUUGAAGGAGGACGGCUCAGAUGGACGCGCCUGGACGGCACCCCCACAGACCAUCCAGCGAUUUGGAUACGAUGUUGAAAGAGCUUACUGGGAGGAAAUCAAGUGGGUGAGCUGCCAGCUCGAAACGGCGUUCAAAACGUGGGAGAACAAAGUGGACCUGUGCAAGAGAGUCGAGGAAUACUGGAGCCAUGUCUUUGCUGAGCCGCAUGACGAUGAUCCCAAGUUUACCCUGGAUGGCUGA
Penicillium mononematosum is the source of this 1422-nucleotide messenger RNA. Its product is annotated as alpha-mannosyltransferase. Lineage: Eukaryota; Fungi; Ascomycota; Eurotiomycetes; Eurotiales; Aspergillaceae. The transcript is spliced from 2 exons. The record is from RefSeq and is a predicted model, not a curated record. Gene Ontology annotation, biological process: mannan biosynthetic process. Gene Ontology annotation, cellular component: Golgi apparatus. Gene Ontology annotation, molecular function: alpha-1,2-mannosyltransferase activity. Bases 1 to 1422 code for a protein of 473 amino acids.